Molecule: messenger RNA, 2573 nt
Organism: Clarias gariepinus (North African catfish)
Lineage: Eukaryota; Metazoa; Chordata; Actinopteri; Siluriformes; Clariidae
Gene: prrt2
Product: proline-rich transmembrane protein 2
Exons: 5
Coding region: 273-968 (231 amino acids)
Cellular component (GO): membrane
Source: RefSeq, a predicted model, not a curated record
UGGAUGCUGCCUCGGUGCAUCUCUCAGAUUCUAAUCUGAUUAAACGACUAUGCGUGUCGGAGAAAUACGUGGAGCACGUGCAGGAUUUAUUUAUUUAUUUUAAAUUCUAGUGCAAAUUUUAGAGCAGCACCAAUUAGGCAGAAGGGCGCGCGCGCGCGUGCACGUGAGAGCUGCUUUAAGUGGAGAAUGUGAAUGAGGUGGCUGUCUUAUCCCUGUUCAAAUUUCACCGGCCGUCAGCAAUUUGGACACACUGUCCUCUUUCUCUAUAAAAAAUGGACAACCACCAGACACUGACAGACUCGUUGCUUGGACCCCAGGACAGAGAGCCGUCAGGCAGUCAGACUCCAGGCCCUGUUACUAUUCAGCCAAGUGAGACAGCCUUCUCUGCACACAAAUCUGACUCAUUCCCAUGCCUGCAACCCCUCUCUUUGCAUCAACAAGCCCAGGGAGAGGCACAUGAGUCUGGAGAGGCCGUAGUAGUCGUCAAACAGAAGACUGCGAACGGUGCAGGUCAUGGAGUCUACUCCUCUCCUCCAGAAGCGAAAACCUCAGUUCCCAGACUCUCCUCUCCACCCCGGCGUCAUCAUUCCUUACCCCAUGCACACCCACCUCACUUUGGACGCACGAGAAAGGGUAGCAGAUCAAGCUCAAUUGCGUACACUGCAUUCUCUCCACGGCCUUCAAUCUCCCGCCACCCAAGCUUGGCAACCAACCCACCACUGGAUCGCUCCAAACCCAAAGAUUACCUCAUCCUGGCUAUUAUCGCCUGCUUCUGCCCUGUUUGGCCAAUUAACAUUGUGGGUUUUGUCUACUCUGUCAUGUCCCGCAACAGCUUGGAGCAGGGGAAUAUUGAUGGAGCCAUACGGCUGGGCCGGGUAGCUAAGCUACUUUCCAUCGUGUCGAUUGUGGGCGGAGUCGUCAUCAUUGUGGCAUGUGCUGUGAAUCUAUCAAUUAAUGUGAAAUCCUGAGCUGAGCUUUAUUCCACAAUCUUCACAUCAGACCACUGACCGGCAGAACAUGCUUCUGUCUGGCUAUCUAUCCGUUCCUGUGAUCACACGUUUAGCUAGGUGGUUAAUAAGUAAGCUGACACCUUCUUCCUCUCAAGCACUCACUAAUUAAUAAUAUUAAUUAUACUAACUCAAGGCUAUAUUCAACCUGAUUCUUCACCACAAGAAAUGGAGCAGAAAUGCAUGAAUGUCUGAAUCAGUGUUUGCAGCAGGCUGUUCCAGCGCUUGAUGCUUGUGUCGCAAACGACGAAGCGCUAAUCCACACGCAAUCCACCUUAUAAGAACACGGGCUGAUCAGGAUGCACGUUACAGAUCAGCUGUGAGAAUCGCCCUGCGUCAUGCAAACCGUUUACAAGAAGCUUUUCACGAGAUAUAUACAUGCGCCUCAUAAGUGCUGGGACAUUCCCUUGUCAUGUGAAGAAGAGGAAAACACGCAACUCACUUGAAGAGUGUUAAACGAUACGGCCACAUUGGCAGAUUCUGAAACCAGACCUUAAUGUUUUUAUGUGAAAAUGAAUGAGGCAUUGCUGGAGUAGAAGUAGAAAGAUGGCAGCUCGUUAAUUUAUAAAAGAAAAUGUGUAAAUGAAAUGUUUUACGAUUUAAAAUUUGUUUUAUACAUGUUGAAAAGUUUUUAAUUUUUUUGUCACAUUUUUGUCACCAUCCUCCACCUGAUGUUUAGAAAUUAUUGUAAUGACUAAACUGAAUUUAUUAUAUGUUUUUAUAUGUUAUCAGAUCGUCUUAUGGUUUGCUUAUAUGAUUUCCUUUUUUCGAUCGACCUGAUAAUCAAAAAUUUUUAACUUCAGGAUAAUUUCAAAGUAUAGCAGCAUAAUAAUUUCCCUUAGAAAAUGCAAUAAUUCUAGUGGACAAAAUUUCACUUCACUUUAUUUCUUGCAAAAUUAAAUAUGUAGCCCGAUUGUUUUAAACACAUAUAUGCAAGUGUUUGAAGAGUUAUGGAUGGUUUCAUAGGACACAAUGUUUCCAACAGGUAAAGCACUCGUUGUUGUUUAUAGACUUUAUACGCUGUGAUUUAUUUUGUACUGAAAGGUAUUGUGGGAUUUACAUAUAAGCACUGUGUAACCUUUACAAACAGACUUUCAUCACUCGUGGACUAACAAUGAAAACCUCAUGUUUUUCGCAUUAUAUAUGGCAUUAGCUAGUGAUUCAAUUAUUAACCCUUUUUAUACCUGGAGUGGGAAUGUCGAGUCCUGAUCCAGUUAUUAUUAGUGACUUGGUUUUGCAAAAAAUGUAUACUGUGGUAUUUCUUUAGUUAUAAUGUUGUAAUUAGUUGUCCACGACGUGGUUACAGUAAACAGAUCAUUUUUACUUAUACCAAUAAGGUUAUGAGUAGUCACAAAGAUGAGGAACCGGCUGUAUUUUAUUUCCACAUUUUCAAUGUUUUUUUUGUUUUUUUUUACUUUAUUAGAAUUAAUAUUAUUGUUUUGUAUUUAUAAAAAAAAAAGCAUAUAACAAGCAUGGCACUUAUAUUUGCAUGGUCUUUUUUGUAAGUCCUGUAGCCUUCGCAGUGUGUAUUUAAAGGGAAAAAAGAAAUAAACUGCUAUAAACAUA